AAUUGCAUGAUCUGUUGAGUUUUAUCUGCAGGUGCAGGGAAAAUGCACAAAUCUGAAAUUCUUCUUUUGUCACUGUGUGCCGGCUCUCUGGUGACACAUAGUGGUGUUUUCGGUACCAGAAGGUUAUGUGGCAUGCAGCUAGUGGAAGCGCUGCUGCUCGUCUGUGGUGAAAAGGGUGUUUUCUAUCAGCCAGGGAGGCGUGUCAGAGAGCACAACACUCGCGUCAUGAUGAGGAAAAGCGCCCUCUUCCGGCGACAGGCUGCAGUUGCUGUGCAGAGAGGAGACACGUAUGCCAGUAGAGACGUUUCAAAGAGAGGCAUUGUAGAGCAGUGCUGUGUUCUUAACUGUGAUUACUAUGAUCUGGAGAAUUACUGCAAUACAUAGAAAGUCUGCAACACAUGCUGCUUAUAUAUCUAUAGAAACCUUUGCAGUAUCUAGCCUGUACUGCAGUGUUUAGAGAAGAUAUGUCAGUGACACUUACCAUGUGUACGGGAUUGAAUUUUUG
Triplophysa dalaica is the source of this 505-nucleotide messenger RNA. Its product is annotated as insulin. Gene Ontology annotation, cellular component: extracellular region. The coding region runs from base 43 to 384 and encodes 113 amino acids. Gene Ontology annotation, molecular function: hormone activity. The record is from RefSeq and is a predicted model, not a curated record. The transcript has 2 exons. NCBI's taxonomy places the organism in Eukaryota, Metazoa, Chordata, Actinopteri, Cypriniformes, Nemacheilidae.